CUCGACACGAAAACUUCUCCCUCGCAAACAUGUCAGACGAUUCAGCGCGACCCGCGAAGCGUGCGCGUCUCGACGACAGCAGCGCGCCAGCCCUUGACACACCCAAUCUUACCUCCGCACAAGCUCCGCAAGCUCCAGAAGCUAUAGCUACAACAACAGCUACAACAACAGCUACCAAACCCACCGUCAUUGACAGCGAAUUGGAGCGCGAAGUCCGCGCUGGCAUCACGGAAUAUGUAUGUCCAGAUAAUCUGGGCUUCACGGGGACGCUGAAGCAGCGGUAUACGGAUUUCUUGGUCAACGAGAUUGGGCUUGAUGGGGAGGUGCUGCAUUUGACGAGUACGGAGGUGGAGAAGAAGGAGAGUGUGAAACAAGAUGAGAAGGUGGUGGAGAAAAAGAAAGCCGAAGUCGCUGUAACGGAGGAGAAGAUUGAGCUCAAAGAAGAGAAGGCUGAUGAGGAGAUGCGAGAUGUACAGAAUGGUGGAGAUGCUGCGCCAGCGACGGAUGUGAAGGUUGAGGGUGAAGCUGUGGAGAAAGAUGCGGCUAAGCAAGAGGAGGAGACCAAGGAAGAAGAGCUCCCUGAGGAAGACCUCAAGACGCUCCACUCGAUCUUCGGCGAAGAAAGUACAAGCAAAAUCAUCACACUCGUGCGUCAAGUACGAAAACGCGAACACAAAAAAGCGCGAGACUUCAAGGCUGUCAUAUCGCCGCCUAUAACCGACAAGGACGUGCGCACGCAGGCCCAUCAGUCGCUUCGGCGCAUCUUCCCAAACAUGCUCGAGAGUAGCAUGGAGGAGGACCAGUCCAUACGAAUCAAGGCUACCCCACCAGCAGAGCGCAAGGGCAAGAAGAAGGGCAGAGGCGAGAGAGUCAAUCCAGACGGUGCACGAAACAGAGGCCAAAUGGGGUGGGAAGAGCUGGGCGGAGAGUUUCUGCAUUUCACUCUGUACAAAGAGAACAAGGACACAAUGGAGGUUGUUGGCUUCCUCGGCAGCAAGCUCAACAGCGGUGCCAGGGCGUUUGGCUUCGCAGGCACAAAAGACAGACGCGCGUGCACCGUGCAACGAGUCUGCAUCAAGCGCCAGACGGCCGAGCGCAUGCAUGGCUUUAACAAGGUGCUCUACAACGCGGCAAUUGGCGACUACGAGUACCGCCAGAACGACUUGAAGCUGGGAGAUUUGAUGGGCAACGAGUUCACCAUAACGUUGCGAGAUUGCAGUUUCCAAGGCGAGGAUGGUAUGGACUUCGAACAACGACACCAGCUAGCCAACGACGUGGUCCGAAAGGCCGUCGAUGACUUUUCUGAGAAGGGUUUCAUCAACUACUACGGCCUCCAACGCUUCGGUUCCUUCGCAGCAAGCACCGACUCCGUCGGCCUCAAGAUGCUGCAAGACGACCUGAAAGGCGCCGUCGACGACCUCCUAGCCUACAGCGACGUCGCCCUCGCCGCCGCCCUCGGCACAAGCACCGACCCCAGCGUCCUCGUCUCGCAAGACGACCGCAACCGCGCCCACGCCCUCCACCUAUGGAAAACAGAAGGCAAAAGCAGCGCAGCCCUCGACAUGCUCCCGCGCAAAUUCACCGCAGAACGCAACAUCAUCCAGCACCUCAGCUCGCGCAACGGGCGCAACGGCCGCCGCGACCGCACCACAGACUGGCAAGGCGCACUGAUGACUAUCCCCCGCACCCUGCGCCUCAUGUACGUGCACGCCUACCAAUCUCUCGUGUGGAACGUCGUAGCCGGCAAACGCUGGGCCACGCACGGCGACAAAGUCGUCCCCGGCGACCUGGUCCUCGUCGCAGAACACCUGGAUAAAGACACUGCGCACCCCCUCAACACCGAAAAGGACACCGCAGACCAAGACGGCGAGUUCGUAAUCAACCCCUCCGGCGCCGAAGACGCAAACGCCACCACCGCAGACUUCGAGCGCGCACGCCCCCUCUCCGCACAAGAAGCCGCGAGCGGGCAGUACACAAUCUGGGACGUCGUCCUGCCCCAGCCCGGCUUCGACGUCGAGUACCCGCACAACGACAUCGGCGCGUUCUACACGCACUUCAUGGCGAGCGACAAGGGGGGCGGCCUCGAUCCGCUGAAUAUGCGCAGGCCCUGGCGCGAGGUCAGUCUGAGUGGUGGGUAUCGCAAGUUCUUGGCCCGGCCGUUGAGGCCUGUUGGCGUUGAGGUGAGGACGUAUGGAAGGGCUGAUGAGCAGUUUGUUGAGACGGAUUUGCAGCGUGUGAGGGAGGGUGGUGGGGCGGGGAGGAAGGAGGGGGAGAGGGGUGGGGAGAAGGAUGUGGAUAUGCAGAAGGAGGAGGGUGAGGAGGUAGAGGAGCAGGAGAAGAAGAUUGCGGUGGUGGUUAAACUGCAGUUGGGGAGUAGUCAGUAUGCGACUAUGGCGCUGCGGGAGCUGAUGAAAGCUGGGGGUGUCAAGGCGUUCAAGCCGGAGUUUAUGGGCGGGCGGUAG
Dothidotthia symphoricarpi CBS 119687 is the source of this 2462-nucleotide messenger RNA. RefSeq names its product tRNA pseudouridine synthase D. NCBI's taxonomy places the organism in Eukaryota, Fungi, Ascomycota, Dothideomycetes, Pleosporales, Dothidotthiaceae. Gene Ontology annotation, biological process: pseudouridine synthesis. The record is from RefSeq and is a predicted model, not a curated record. Bases 30 to 2462 code for a protein of 810 amino acids. Gene Ontology annotation, cellular component: nucleus. The transcript has 2 exons. Gene Ontology annotation, molecular function: RNA binding; pseudouridine synthase activity.